Messenger RNA from Porites evermanni, 1281 nucleotides. The record is from the annotation of a GenBank genome assembly. Lineage: Eukaryota; Metazoa; Cnidaria; Anthozoa; Scleractinia; Poritidae.
CAAGCUUCGCCAACCGCGACGUUUGUUCCUCUUCUUGAUGUGGCCAGCCUUCCUCCCUUCAAUCCAAAGGAAGAUCCGAACACCCUUGCAGUUCGCUGGAAGUUGUGGAAACGCUCGUUUAAUCUGUAUUUCGUGGCAAAAGGGAUUACGAAAGAUGAACAGAAAACCGCAUUGCUGUUGCAUACUGGAGGGCUGAAUUUUCAGGAGCUUUCCUACACGUUAUUGACCGGUACGGAUAAAAAGCCGUUCGCUGAGAGUAUGGAGUUGUUGGAUAACUAUUUUGCACCGCAGUUGAACGUCCCAUACGAAAGGCAUCAGUUUAGGCAAAUGGAGCAAUCGUCAGGAGAGUCGGUGCAUCAAUUUGUUUGUCGGUUGAGGCAGAAAGCGAUCUUCUGCGAGUUUGAAAAUGUUGAUGAGGGAAUAAGGGAUUAGCUUAUUGAGAGAUGGAGGGAUCCCAGACUUCGCCGUAAGUUCCUCGAGAAAACAAAUGCGACUCUGAAGGAUUUACAAGUUUUGGCUCGUGUGCAGGAAGCAGUGAACAUGCAGGUCAAGGCUAUGGAUCAGUCAUCCGGUCAGGUGAAUGCUGUUUCCGGCAAACCUCACAGCAAAGGAAAAGGAAAAGGGACAGCGCAGGGUAGAAACAGAGGAAAUAAGCCUGGUAAACCGUCUGGUCGUUCUCAGGAGACAAAAGUGAAAGGCUGUUUUCGCUGUAAUUACACUGACCAUAUGGCACAUGACCCGAAUUGUCCUGCCCGUAGCAAGAAAUGUAAUGCAUGCGGCGAGAUUGGACAUUUUGCGGUCUUUUGCAAAACAAAGGAACGCAAACCUCUUACAAGAGAUGACGAGGGAAGGAAUAAUACACGGGGUAGAGCCUAUCAACUAUCAGAGGAAUCAGCCACUGGCCAACAUGAUUAUUAUGCAUUUACAGUUGGAGUCGGUCAGCCUACAAGUGGUAGUGAAGUUGAUUUGAAGGUUGGAGGAGUGACGUUACUAGCGGUACUUAUUGAUUCUGGAGCGUCGUGCAAUGUGAUUGACCAAGCAACCUGGGAAGUUUUGAAGAAGACUAUCCAGUGUGAGUCCAAGAAAUCAAGCAAAAAGUUGUUUGCUUAUGGACAGAAAGAUCCUAUUGAGGUGAUUGGGACAUUUGUGUCUGAGAUUGUGUGCGAGAUCAGUGGCAACAGUUGUCCAGGAAGGUCCAGGAAGAUCUCUACUCGGAAAGAACACUGCAGAGAAGUUGGGCGUGUUAAGGGUCGGUCCAGAUGUGUGUUCAUUAACUGUUGA